UUACAUGUACAACACAAAACAAAGACAACUUAAAACUAGGUCUCUUGUUCCUGAUCUUGUUUCUGUUUUAACCUGGAUAUGACCUCAACCAUGAGAGGGCCUUCGGUAACUAGCUUCCGAAGUCCAAAAACCUUACUGUUUCACAUGCAAUAUGUAACUGUACCAAUCAGAAGGUCAAAAAUGAUUGAAAGUGAUGGAGCAACAAACUGGAGGAGCCUCCUUCAGCAUCACUCAUGCCAACCACACAAGAUCAAAGUAGUUAAAUACAAAGAUGAACAAAUCAAACAAUGCCCUAAACGUUCCUAGGCUAAUUGAGUAGAUUUAUGCACAAUGAUGGAGACACCAAACCUUAAUUAUUCCAUUUUUUAUAGUAAUAGUAGCUUUAAUUGCUAAAACACAUAGCGGCAACCGCAGCAAUUGGGUGACGUGCUGACAGAUGACAAUAAAGGAAAAGUUUACCCUUGAAACAAAAGCAAAAACCCAUUUCUUCUUCCUCACUCAAGAUGAUACGAAGAUUGAUAAUAACCCCCCUUGUUUUCAGAAACCCACAAUUACCCUGUAAGGAGGAUGUGAUAGUAGUGCCCGCUAGGUGCUGGGAUAAGGAAAAAAGCCAAGGAAGAAAAUGCCUCCUGAAGUAUCUCAUUCCCGUGCCCCUCAGCUCACUCCCUCGGUUCAGUUCUCUAGUACUGCAGGCUCAGAUACCAGCCCCAAAUCUGGCAGAGCAGCUAGAAGGAUGAAAUUCCCUGGAAAGAAACUGCUGCCAGCGCUUGUUUUCAUCCUGUCAAGCCUUUCCAUUCUCAGACUUCUUAAAAUCGCCAUUACUACUUCACAUUCUUCAUCUCCAGCAGCUGCUUUGUUGUCGUCCCUUCAACAGGAGUGUUCAUCUCCUUCAGAAUGUAGUAAAGUUACAUCAAAUGCACUAGGGAUCAAGUCCGGACCACAUAAAACCUCUGCCAAUGCAAGCCUUCUCACCCCGAAGGAAUUCAUGCUUCUUUCAAAUCUCAUUAUCCGUAAAGCACCUUGUAACCUCCUUAUUUUUGGUCUUCAAUCUCAGUACCUCAACCUCUCAUCAAUAAAUGCAGGAGGGAUCACUCUUUUUCUCGAGGAUGACCCUUACAAGAUAAGUGAAACCAAAGCUGAUUCUAAUGGGACUCGAAUUUAUAAGGUUAAGUACCAGGUACCAGCUAAGAAGGCAUACAAAUUGCUCAAGCACGCCAGGGGAAAUCCUGCUUGCGCCCCUAGCACAAGUCUGCUCCAACAAUCAACUUGCAAAUUGGCAUUGAGAAAUUUACCACAAGAAGUGUAUCAGCUUAAAUGGGAUGUCGUGGUGGUGGACGGCCCAAUUGGGGACGCACCAGAAGCACCAGGCAGGAUGUCAACUAUCUACACUGCUGGCAUAUUAGCGAGAGCUGGGAAGACAACUGAUGUUGUGGUACAUGACGUUCAUCGCACAAUUGAAAAAUGGUUUUCUUGGGAAUUCCUGUGUGAAGAGAACUUGGUUUCUGCUAAAGGAAAAUUCUGGAAUUUUAGGAUCUCCGGUCAAUCAAAUUCUACAAGGUUUUGCUCUUCUGAGACGGUUCAUAGAGACUAAUAGCCUUCUUUUAU
Molecule: messenger RNA, 1605 nt
Organism: Durio zibethinus
Lineage: Eukaryota; Viridiplantae; Streptophyta; Magnoliopsida; Malvales; Malvaceae
Product: arabinogalactan O-methyltransferase 2-like
Biological process (GO): xylan biosynthetic process
Source: RefSeq, a predicted model, not a curated record